Molecule: messenger RNA, 1016 nt
Organism: Carassius gibelio (silver crucian carp)
Lineage: Eukaryota; Metazoa; Chordata; Actinopteri; Cypriniformes; Cyprinidae
Product: lens fiber membrane intrinsic protein-like
Exons: 5
Coding region: 224-745 (173 amino acids)
Cellular component (GO): plasma membrane
Molecular function (GO): structural constituent of eye lens
Source: RefSeq, a predicted model, not a curated record
AGAACCCACUGCUGUAAUAAGACUUUGAGAGUCCAUGAGACAGUUGUCUAACAGCUUGGCUUUUUUAAUUUCUUUGAUCAAGAACUCUCUUGUUUCCGGUCUGUCUUGUUUGCGCUGGUGCUAUUGGGAACCUCACAGACUCAUCUGAGGAAUUAUAUCAUUGACUUCCUUGCAGUUAUUCACAUCAUAUUCAGAUUUGGAUUGGUGCGUUUAGCUCCUCAGGAUGUACAGCUUUAUGGGAGGGGGUUUGUUCUGUGCCUUUGUGGGCAACAUCCUGCUGGUCAUCUCCACAGCGACAGACUACUGGAUGCAGUACAGACUGUCGGGCAGCUUCGCUCACCAGGGCCUGUGGAGAUACUGCAUGUCUGGAAAAUGCUACACACAGACUGACAGCAUCGCUUACUGGAACGCAACCCGGGCCUUCAUGAUCCUCUCAGCGAUGUCGUGUUUUGCGGGAAUCAUGGCAGGCAUCCUCUCCUUCGCUCACUUCUCUGCCUUUGAGCGAUUCAACCGUUCCUUCGCUGCAGGGAUCAUGUUUUUUAUUUCCACACUCUUUGUUCUGCUUGCUAUGGCGAUCUACACCGGGGUGACGGUGAACUUCCUCGGGAAGCGUUUCAGCGACUGGCGUUUCUCAUGGUCUUAUAUUCUGGGAUGGGUUGCUCUGCUCAUGACCUUUUUUGCAGGUAUAUUUUACAUGUGUGCCUACAGGAUGCAUGAAUGCCGCCGAUUGGCCGGCUCUCGCUAAAAACUCAGGAGCAGCAAACACUCAAGUGUCUAAAUGUAUAUAUACAGGUGUUUGGUUAUCUAUUCCCACUUAAAAACCAGUGCAAGUUGGCUGUAAGAUAAAAUAAACCAUGUUCUGCAUGAUAAAAUACACCAGGUUUUCCCGCAGGAUUUUUUUUUUGUCUCUGUCACAGCAGGUAUUUAAGAUUAAAAAUAAAUCACACAAUCCUGAAUAAAACAUUCAUUGUUCAUGCACAGAGAGACAAAUUCUCAAAUAAAAUCUCAGAUUAUUC